This is a messenger RNA of Phodopus roborovskii (desert hamster), 4626 nucleotides long. Its product is annotated as dystrophin. Gene Ontology annotation, cellular component: plasma membrane. Gene Ontology annotation, molecular function: protein binding. The annotation marks the transcript as partial. The transcript is spliced from 29 exons. The record is from RefSeq and is a predicted model, not a curated record. Lineage: Eukaryota; Metazoa; Chordata; Mammalia; Rodentia; Cricetidae. Gene Ontology annotation, biological process: synaptic signaling.
AUGUUAAAAAUAGAUCUAGAAAAGAAAAAACAAACCAUGGAAAAACUCAGUUCAUUUAAUGAAGAGCUUCUUUCAGCACUGAAAAAUAAAUCAGUGACUCAAAAGUUGGAAAUUUGGAUGGAAAACUUUGCACAGCGUUGGGAUAAUUUAGCCCAAAAACUUGAAAAGAGUUCAGCACAAAUUUCACAGGCUGUCACCACAACUCAGCCAUCACUAACACAGACAACUGUAAUGGAAACGGUAACUAUGGUGACCACAAGGGAACAAAUCCUUGUAAAACAUGCUCAGGAAGAAAUUCCACCACCACCCCCCCAAAAGAAGAGGCAGAUUACUGUGGAUUCUGAAAUUAGGAAAAGGUUGGAUGCCGAUAUAACUGAACUUCACAGUUGGAUUACUCGUUCAGAAGUUGUAUUGCAGAGUCCUGAAUUUGCAGUCUAUCGGAAAGAAGGCAACAUUUCAGACUUGAAAGAAAAAGUCAAUGCCAUAGCACGAGAGAAACCCGAGAAGUUCAUAAAACUGCAAGAUGCCAGCAGAUCAGCUCAGGCCCUGGUGGAACAGAUGGUGACUGAGGGUGUUAAUGCUGAACGCAUCAUACAAGCCUCAGAACAACUGAAUAGCCGCUGGACAGAAUUCUGCCAGUUGCUGAGUGAGAAAGUUAACUGGCUAGAGUAUCAAAACAACAUCAUUACUUUUUAUAAUAAGCUACAGCAUUUGGAGCAGAUGGCAACUACUGCUGAAAACUGGUUGAAAACCCAACCCACCACCCCAUCAGAGCCAAUAGCAAUUAAAAGCCAGUUGAAAAUUUGUAAGGAUGAAGUCAACAGGCUUUCAGCUCUUCAGCCCCAAAUUGAGCAAUUAAAAAUACAGAGCAUAUCCUUUAAAGAAAAGGGUCAUGGGCCAAUGUUCCUGGAUGCAGACUUUGUGGCCUUUACAAAUCAUUUUAACCACAUCUUUGCUGGUGUGCAGGCCAGGGAGAAAGAGCUACAGACAAUUUUUGACACUUUACCACCAAUGCACUAUCAGGAGACAAUAAAUACAAUACUUACGUGGAUCCAACAGUCAGAAAACAAACUCACUAUACCUCAUCUUAGUGUUACUGAAUAUGAAAUAAUGGAGCAAAGACUCGGGAAAUUACAGGCUUUGCAAAGUUCUUUGAAAGAACAAGAAACUGGCUUCAACUAUCUGAGCACCACUGUAAAAGAGAUGUCCAAGAAAGCACCUGCAGAAAUAACUCACAAAUAUCAGUUAGAAUUUAAAGAGAUUGAAGGGCGCUGGAAGAAGCUCUCUACCCAGCUGAUGGACAAUUGCCAAAAACUAGAGGAACAUAUGAGUAAACUUCGAAAAAUUCAGAAUCACAUAAAAACCUUGAAGAAAUGGAUGGCUGAAGUUGAUGUUUUCCUGAAGGAGGAAUGGCCUGCCCUUGGGGACUCUGAAAUUCUAAAAAAACAGCUGAAACAAUGCAGACUUUUAGUCAGUGAUAUUCAGACAAUACAGCCCAGUCUAAACAGUGUUAAUGAAGGAGGGCAGAAGAUAAAGAGUGAAGCUGAACGAGAGUUUGCAUCCAGACUUGAAACAGAACUCAGAGAACUUAACACUCAGUGGGAUCACAUGUGCCGCCAGGUCUACACCAGAAAGGAAGACUUGAAAUCAGGUUUGGAUAAAACUGUAAGCCUCCAAAAAGAUCUAUCAGAGAUGCAUGAAUGGAUGACACAAGCUGAAGAAGAAUAUCUAGAGAGAGAUUUUGAAUACAAAACUCCAGGUGAAUUACAGUCUGCAGUUGAAGAGAUGAAGAGAGCUAAAGAAGAGGCACUACAAAAAGAAACAAAAGUGAAACUACUUACUGAGACUGUAAAUAGUGUAAUAGCUCAAGCUCCACCUGCAGCACAAGAGGCCUUAAGAAAGGAACUUGAAACUCUAACCACCAACUACCAGUGGCUGUGCACCAGGCUAAAUGGAAAAUGCAAGACUUUGGAAGAAGUUUGGGCAUGUUGGCAUGAAUUAUUGUCGUACUUGGAGAAGGCAAACAAGUGGCUCAAUGAAGUAGAACUGAAACUGCAAGCCACUGACAAUGUUCCUGCAGGAGCAGAGGAAAUCACUGAGGUGCUAGAAUCUCUUGAAAAUUUGAUGCAACAUUCAGAGGACAACCCAAAUCAGAUUCGCAUAUUGGCACAGACCCUAACAGACGGAGGAGUCAUGGAUGAACUGAUCAAUGAGGAACUGGAGACAUUUAAUUCUCGUUGGAGGGAACUACAUGAAGAGGCUUUGAGGAAACAAAAGUUGCUUGAACAGAGUAUCCAGUCUGCCCAGGAGAUUGAAAAAUCCUUACACUUGAUUCAAGAGUCCCUUGAAUUCAUUGACAAGCAGUUGACAGCUUAUAUUGCUGACAAGGUGGAUGCAGCUCAGAUGCCUCAGGAAGCCCAGAAAAUCCAGUCAGAUUUGACAAGUCAUGAAAUCAGUUUAGAGGAAAUGAAGAAACGUAACCAGGAAAAGGAUGCCGCCCAAAGAGUUCUUUCACAAAUUGAUGUUGCACAGAAAAAAUUACAAAAUGUCUCCAUGAAAUUUCGAUUAUUCCAAAAACCAGCCAAUUUUGAACAGCGUCUAGAGGAAAGUAAGAUGAUUUUAGAUGAAGUAAAGAUGCACUUGCCUGCACUGGAAACAAAGAGUGUUGAACAGGAAGUCGUCCAGUCACAACUAAGUCAUUGUGUGAAUUUGUAUAAAAGCCUGAGUGAAGUGAAGUCUGAAGUGGAAAUGGUGAUUAAAACUGGACGUCAAAUUGUACAGAAAAAGCAGACAGAAAAUCCCAAAGAGCUUGAUGAAAGAGUAACAGCUUUGAAAUUGCAUUAUAAUGAACUGGGUGCAAAGGUAACAGAGAGAAAACAACAGUUGGAGAAAUGCUUGAAAUUAUCCCGUAAGAUGAGAAAGGAAAUGAAUGUCUUGACAGAAUGGCUGGCAGCAACAGAUAUGGAAUUGACAAAGAGAUCCGCAGUUGAUGGAAUGCCAAGUAAUUUGGAUGCUGAGAUUGCCUGGGGAAAGGCUACGCAAAAAGAGAUUGAGAAACAGAAGGCUCACUUGAAGAGUGUUACUGAACUAGGAGAGGCAUUGAAAACGGUGUUGGGCAAGAAGGAAAUGUUAGUGGAGGACAAACUGAGUCUUCUGAAUAGUAACUGGAUAGCUGUCACAUCCAGAGCACAAGAAUGGCUAAAUCUUUUGUUGGAGUACCAGAAACACAUGGAAACCUUUGAUAAGAAUGUAAAACAGAUCACAAAGUGGAUCAUUCAUACAGAUGAACUUUUGGAUGAAUCUGAAAAAAAGAAACCGCAACAACAGGAAGACAUUUUUAAGCGUUUAAAGGCCGAAAUGAAUGACAUCUGCCCAAAGGUGGACUCCACACGGGACCAAGCAGCAAACUUGAUGGCAAACAGAGGUGACCACUGCAGGAAAAUAGUAGAGCCGCAAAUCUCUGAGCUCAACUGUCGAUUUGCAGUCAUUUGUCACAGAAUUAAGACUGGAAAGGCCUCCAUUCCUUUGACGGAAUUGGAGCAGUUUAACUCAGAUAUACAAAAAUUGCUUGAACCACUGGAGGCAGAAAUUCAGCAGGGGGUGAAUCUGAAAGAGGAAGACUUCAAUAAAGAUAUGAGUGAAGACAAUGAGUGUACUGUAAAUGAAUUGUUGCAAAGAGGAGACCACUUACAACAAAGAAUCACAGAUGUGAGAAAGCGAGAGGAAAUAAAGAUAAAGCAGCAGCUGUUACAGACAAAACAUAAUGCUCUCAAGGAUUUGAGGUCUCAAAGAAGAAAAAAGGCCCUAGAAAUUUCUCACCAAUGGUAUCAAUACAAGAGACAGGCUGAUGAUCUCCUGAAAUGCUUGGAUGACAUUGAAAAAAAAUUAGCCAGCUUACCUGAGCCCAGAGAUGAGAGGAAAAUAAAGGAAAUUGAUCGUGAAAUGCAGAAGAAGAAAGUGGAGAUGAAUGCAGUGCGCAGGCAAGCUGAGGGCUUGUCUGAGAAUGGGGCCGCAAUGGCAGUGGAGCCAACUCAGAUCCAGCUCAGCAAGCGCUGGCGGGAAAUUGAGAGCAAUUUUGCUCAGUUUCGAAGACUCAACUUUGCACAAAUUCACACUCUGCGUGAAGAAACAAUGGUAGUGAUGACUGAAGAUAUGCCUUUGGAUGUUUCUUACGUGCCUUCUACUUAUUUGACUGAGAUCAGUCACAUCUCACAAGCUCUAUCAGAAGUGGAACAACUUCUAAAUGCUCCUGAGCUCUGUGCUAAAGAUUUUGAAGAUCUCUUUAAGCAAGAGGAGUCUCUUAAGAAUAUAAAAGACAAUCUGCAACAAUUCUCAGGUCAGAUAGAUGUUAUUCACAACAAGAAGACAGCAGCCUUGCAAAGUGCCACCACUGUGGAGAUGGUGAAGCUACAGGAAGCAGUGUCACAGCUGGAUUUCCAGUGGGAAAAAGUGAAUAUAAUGUACAAGGAACGACAAGGGCAAUUUGAUAGAUCAGUUGAAAAAUGGAGACACUUUCAUUAUGAUAUGAAGGUAUUUAAUCAAUGGCUGAAUGAAGUUGAACAGUUUUUCAGAAAGACACAAAAUCCUGAAAACUGGGAACAUGCCAAAUACAAAUGGUAUCUUAAG